AUGUUAGACGAGAAAUACAUUGGCCUGGCCUUGGCCAUGGCAUCUAGUUUAGCCAUAGGAAUCAGUUUCGUGAUCACAAAAAAGGGUCUCAUGCAAGCGGAAGAGCGCCAUGGAUUUGAGGGAGAUGGUUUUGUCUAUCUCAAGAGCCCGGUAUGGUGGGCCGGUAUUACGACUUUGGUUGUCGGAGAAAUCUGCAACUUUGCGGCCUACGCCUUUGCGCCUGCAAUUCUCGUCACACCUCUAGGAGCUCUAUCUGUCCUCAUCGGAGCUGUACUUGGGUCCUACUUCCUAAGGGAAGAGCUCGGUACUCUGGGCCGUCUCGGCAGUGCCAUUUGCUUGAUUGGCGCCGUCAUCAUCGUCCUUCAUGCGCCUCCAGAUGAGGACAUUCAGACGAUUGACCAGAUUCUGCACUACGCCAUUCAGCCUGGCUUCCUGCUGUACGCCUUCGCGGUCACUGUUUUUGCAGUUGUCAUGAUCUACAAGGUUGCGCCAGUCCACGGAAAGAAGAACGCCCUCAUUUACCUCUCGAUCUGCUCGACGGUCGGCUCGGUCUCCGUCAUGUCUGUCAAGGCUUUUGGUAUUGCCCUCAAGCUCACAUUCGCCGGAAACAACCAAUUUUCCCACCCGUCGACUUACGUGUUCAUGAUCCUGACGGCCGUUUGCAUCUUGACCCAAAUGAACUACUUCAACAAGGCGCUCGCCCAGUUCCCCACAAACAUCGUCAACCCCCUUUACUACGUAACGUUCACGACCGCGACCCUUUGCGCCUCGUUCAUUCUCUUUGGCGGUUUCAACACCACCGACACCGUCAAUACGAUCUCCCUGAUCUGCGGCUUCUUGGUCACCUUCACCGGUGUCUACUUGCUUAACCUUUCGAGAUCCGACCCGAAUGGACACCACCUGGUUGCUGGCCGCGGUGGUUCGGAUGCCAUGGGCACGGACAUGGUCUCAACCAUUCAGACUCGCCUUAGCAUGCAGGCGCGCAGAAGCACCGACCCGCGAAUGAGCAUUGGCAGCCGCCACGGUGACACGACCGGUCUGAUGAGAGCCUACGACGAGGAGGCUGGAGCCGAGUUUGGGUUGACCGACCUUGCUGAUGAUAGCGACGACGAAAUCGACCACCGCAGAGGCAAUGGAUCCGCCAAUGGCCACUCCAAGUCCUACAACGAGACCAUUGAGCUUCAAAAUCAGCGAUCCGAUAGGUGA
Molecule: messenger RNA, 1206 nt
Organism: Colletotrichum siamense
Lineage: Eukaryota; Fungi; Ascomycota; Sordariomycetes; Glomerellales; Glomerellaceae
Product: putative magnesium transporter NIPA4
Exons: 7
Coding region: 1-1206 (401 amino acids)
Biological process (GO): magnesium ion transport
Cellular component (GO): membrane
Molecular function (GO): magnesium ion transmembrane transporter activity
Source: RefSeq, a predicted model, not a curated record